This is a messenger RNA of Cavia porcellus (domestic guinea pig), 3486 nucleotides long. It is a transcript of the gene Cdh17, whose product is annotated as cadherin 17. Lineage: Eukaryota; Metazoa; Chordata; Mammalia; Rodentia; Caviidae. Gene Ontology annotation, biological process: cell-cell adhesion mediated by cadherin; adherens junction organization; multicellular organism development. The transcript is spliced from 18 exons. The record is from RefSeq and is a predicted model, not a curated record. Bases 207 to 2702 code for a protein of 831 amino acids. Gene Ontology annotation, molecular function: calcium ion binding; cadherin binding. Gene Ontology annotation, cellular component: plasma membrane; adherens junction; catenin complex.
AUUCCUGUGCGGACAGAGCCCCCACUGGCUUCCAAGGAGGGAGCUCUCAGGAAGGAGCACGGAGGAGGGGUGGCUGGUGGAAAGCUGCUGGGGUGAAAACCUUGUUACUUUGACUGUGAGUCUGUAGGUCAUCCAUCUACUUAGUGGAUGUAGGUCACAGCUGCCAGGUCACUGUUCCUCUCUGGAGUUUGAGUAAGAAUAACAGGAUGACUCCAGCCCAUCUUCACUCCCUGUGUCUUCUUAUACUUUAUUUGGCAAUGGGAAAUGGCCAAGAUGGAAAAUUUAGUGGACCCCUGAAGCCUAUGACAUUUUCCAUUUAUGAAGGCCAAGAACAACAUCAAAUCAUAUUCCAGUUUCAGGCCAAUCCUCCUGCUGUGACUUUUGUACUAAAUGGGGAGACAGAUGGUAUAAUUAAGAUAGAAUCCAAUGGACUUCUGUAUUCCAUCAGCGCUCUGGACAGGGAAACAAGAGCCGUUCACCAUCUGGAGAUCACAGCCCUGGAUGCUCAAGGAAUGACGGUGGAGGGUCCAGUCCCCAUCACCAUAGAAGUGAAGGACAUCAAUGAUAAUCGUCCCAUGUUUUCUGAGCGAAAGUAUGAAGGCUCGGUGAGGCAGAACUCUCGCCCAGGGAGACCUUUCAUGUAUGUCAGUGCUACAGAUCUGGAUGAUCCAACCACUCUUAAUGGCCAGCUUUUUUAUCAAAUUGUCAUUCAGCUCCCCAAGAUCGAUGAUGUUAUGUACUUUCAGGUCGACAACAAAACAGGAGGAAUAUCACUCACCCGACAAGGGGCUAAGGAACUGGAUCCUGUGAAGAAUCCAUCCUACAACCUGGUGGUCUCAGUGAAGGACAUGGGAGGUCAGAGUGAGAAUUCCUUCAGUGAUACUGUUUCAGUGGAUAUUACAGUGAAGGAGAACAUUUGGAAAGCACCAGACCCUAUGGAGAUUGUAGAAAACUCAACGGAUCCUAACCCAGUGAAAAUCACUCAGGUGCAGUGGAACGAGCCAGGGGCACACUAUUCCUUAACUACAAAGGAGACGCUUCCAAGAUUCCCAUUUUCAAUUGACCAGGAAGGAAAUAUAUAUGUGACUCAGCCCUUAGACCGAGAAGAAAAGGAUUUGUAUGUUUUUUAUGCAGUUGCAAAGGAUGAGUAUGGAAAUCCACUUUCAUACUGGUUGCAAAUUGAAGUGAAAGUUAAAGACAUUAAUGACAACCCACCAUCAUGUCCAUCUACAAUGACUGUAUUUGAGGUCCAGGAGAAUGAAGCAUUGGGGAAAAGAAUUGGGAUCUUUACUGCCUAUGACCUGGAUGAAGCAAACACCGUCCACAGUGUCUUACGUUAUAAAAUUGUGCAGCAAACCCCUGAAUGUCCUGUGGAUGGACUCUUUCUGAUUGAAGAGUAUGAGGGAAAGGUCCAGUUAGCUAAACAGUCCUUGAAGAAGCAAGAUGCUCCUCAGUACAACUUAACAGUGGAGGUAUCUGACAGAGAUUUCAAGACCCUCUGUACUAUAGAAAUCAAUGUUAUUGAUAUCAAUGAUCAGAUUCCCAUCUUUGAAAAAUCAGAUUAUGGAAACCUGACUUUUUCUGAAGACACAGCUGUGGGGUCUACCAUUCUAACCAUCCAAGCCACAGAUGCCGAUGAGCCAUUUACUGGGAGUUCUAAAAUCCUGUACCGGAUUACACAGGGGGACAAGGAGGGAAGACUGGCGAUUGACACAGAUCCCCAUACUAAUGCAGGAUAUGUCACAAUUAAAAAGCCUCUUGAUUUUGAAACAGCACCUAUUUCCAGAAUUGUGAUCCACGCAGAAAAUCCCGAGCCUCUGGUGCCUGGCGUCACGUACAACGCGAGUUCUUUUGCCACCUUCGUUCUCGUGGUGACAGACGUGAAUGAAACACCAGUGUUUUCCCAAUUUGUCUACCAAGCAGAAGUCAGGGAGGACGUGGCUGUGAACACCAAAGUGGGCAAUGUGACUGCCCGGGAUCCUGAAGGGCUGGGCAUAAGAUAUUCCCUGAGAGAUGACACAAGAGGUUGGCUGAGAAUUGACCCCACCACUGGUGAGAUCUUCAGCAAGGCUCCCCUGGACAGGGAAACCGAACAUGUGUAUCAGGUACAAGUGGUGGCCACUGAAGUAGGUGGCUCCUCCCUGAGUUCCACAUCACUUUUCCACCUGACCCUCAAGGAUGUGAAUGACAAUGCCCCACGGCUGGCCAGGGACUACACGGGUUUGUUCUUCUGCCACCCCCUGCGGACCCCAGGAAGUCUGGUGUUCGAGGCCACGGAUGAUGAUCAGCAGACACUGCGGGGUUUUCACUUUUCAUUUUCCCUUGGCAGUGAAAGCUUACAGAACGACUGGGAAGUGUACAGAAUCAAUGGCUCUUUUGCCAGACUUUCCACCAAGCACACAAACUUUGAGGAGAGAGUUUAUACAGUUCCAAUCCGCAUCAAUGAUCAGGGGUGGCCACCCUUGGAAGGGACAGUCAAUUUACCAGUUACCUUUUGCACCUGUGUGGAAGGAAGUUGUUUCCGGCCAGCAGGUAGAAGAGAGGGAAUUCCCACUGUAGGUAUGGCAGUUGGCACACUCCUGACCACUUUGCUAGUCAUUGGUAUAAUUUUAGCAGUUGUGUUUAUUCGCAUCAAGAAUAAUAGAUCCAGUGAUAAAGUGGAAAAUGCUCAGGCAUCUGAAGUCAAACCCCUGAGAAGCUGAAUUUGAGGAGGAAUGUUUGUGUUUAUAUUACAUUAAGUGCUAUUUCAAUGACACAACUGUUUAAUCUCAUAAUUUGAGUUUUCAUCCAACAUGUGUGCUAUAAUUUUUUACAGAUAUUCCCUCUUGCCCUUUAAUAUUUUACUCUUAGAUAUUUCAUGUACCAUAGACAUUAGAAAUAUUUUCCAUUUUCCCAUGACAUUUUUCCCCUCUGUAAAGCCUCAGCUACUUAACCCAAACUAAAAAUGUAAGUAUUCUUCCCCUUUGGGGAAAGGAAUUAAUUAAACAUUCUGCACAUUUUUUGCUUCAUCAAGGGGAGUUAUCAGUUAUCCACCAUCGAACUUUCUGGAGUCUAUGAAUGCUUCUUCUGAUUCCAAACUUUGUCCAUACUUUUACUGAACUACAAAAGAACAAAGGUCUCCAGAAGACAUGAAACGGCAGCCUUGCCCCUUGGUAUGAACAGAAACUCUUCUGUGUUAUUCAUCAUCCUUAACCCAAAGUGGUCAGUGCUGCUGCCCAGCUUGGGAAUGACCCAGAGCCCUGGAAAAUGCCCAGCACAGUUGCUCUGUUACCGCAAAGGCCUUCUUCACACCUGGGGGCAAAAACCAACCAGCCACCCGGUUGACUCUUUCCCUCCCGUGCUUACAUGCUGCGCAUGUUUUCUUUAUUUGUAUAUUAAUAAAGUUUUGGUUUUUAUGUAUUUAACAUGUAGGAGAAAAUAAGAAAGCAUAAAAGUGAUGGCAAAAAUCAAGAAUAAAGGUCAGUUGUGGUGGUUUUGUUUCCCUGA